AUGAAAGUCACUUCCAUUUUCGUCUACGGCGUGGUGCUGGGGUUUGCGUACGCCAGCCCUGUCUAUCAGCGCGAUGGUGUCACUGAUGCCGAUAUCCUCAACUAUGCUCUGACUCUUGAGCAUCUCGAGGCUGUAUUCUACGAGGAAGGCCUGAAGAAUUACACGCAGGCCGACUUUGUGAAUGCUGGAAUGAAGGAUCCCUUUUACGCUAACCUGAAAAUGGUUGGCACAGAUGAACAGACUCACGAGCAGUUUCUGACUCAAGCCCUGACAGGUGUCGGUGUCAGCGCCUACCUUGGAGCCGCUGCUUCUAUUAUGAAUGAUACCUACCUUACCGCGGCUGGAAGCAUUCUGACCGUCGAGGCGCGUCAUAGUGCCUAUCUACGUGCCGCGCUGGGGGAGGCCCCCUCCGCUCAAGCCUUUGAUGACCCUCUUGACUUAAACGAGGUUUAUACAGUCGCAUCACCCUUCAUUGUCUCCUGUCCGUCUAGCAACCAACAGCUUCCUGUGAAGGCCUUCCCUUCCCUCGCACUAAAUUCGACGGCCCCCGCAAUGUCUGGUUCAUCGGUUCAGCUGAUGACUGGCUCCAACUUCAAAAUAGGAAAUCUCACAGAUAUCUACGCAGCUUUCAUCACAGUAACAGGCCUUGUUUGGACCCCCGUUACCUCUAAUAGCCAGGGAAAUUUCACUGUCACUAUUCCCAAGGACAUUUCUGGCCAGAGCUACGUAGUCCUCACUCAGGGCAACAGUCAGGCCACAGAUGACAACAUUGUUGCUGGCCCCGCUAUCAUCGAGGUUGCUACCUCCGUGUCCGGCAUGACUACGCCAACAGUUUCUUCCAGUGUAGGAUCAGGAAUGAAAUCGGCUUCUGGCUCGGCGUCAGGCUCGAGCUCCACGACCUUUAAUUCUAUAACUGUAACUGGAUCAGCUACUGCAUCUCCCACCCCCAACGGAGCAACCGAACUAGUCUUUAAAAGUCUCACUGCUGUCACCGUCAGUCUCAUAGUUCCGCUUGGUCUUCCUUCUGCCAUCGACGAGUUAGAGCUGAUGCACCAGUUCUCCACGGAGACCUACCAAAGCCUCUGUGUCAGUAAUUCUGAGACACAGACCUGGCAGAUCCUCAUUCCACGUCUUGCCCUUCAACAUCGAUUUCUCAUGAACAGCAUCCUGGCCCUGGCCUCAUUACAUAUCGCAACAAUACGCGAGUCGUCAGAUAGGAGAGCAUAUAUAGACGCCGGACUUGAAUAUCACAGCGUGAGCUUAAAGCCAUUCCGCACUCUGAUAGAUAAUAUCACGCCAGAAAAUUGCGAUGCCGCAAUUGCCCAGGCCAUCGUCACAACAGCUAUCAGUCUUACACUCCCUCAGCUAACCACGGGCCGCGAGAAUAUAUUUCGCAUUCAAAACAUUCUUACGGUCUUUGAACUUCUUCAAGGUGUUAAAAAGAUUUUCACCCUCAGUCAACCAUGGAUAAACCUGGAGCUUUUUUCCCAGGGAACUUUUUGGAAGGAUGAAUUAGGCAGCUUGGAAAUAGACACCGACGCUGCCCUGAAACACCUCGUCAUGCUGAACGAACAAGGAACCAUCAAUUCGAGCUCAAUUCAUCUUCGGGUUAAAAAAGACGUAAUAAGCCAUUUGCGGUACUGUUUUAUGAAGUUCUCGUGCUCCCCCGACCCGGCUCCAGUGCUCGCUUGGCUAGCAGCCGUCGAUAAGGAUUUCAUUGAUAAUAUACGCCGGCGAGAGCCAUUCUCACUCUUGAUUCUUGCUCACUGGGGAAUCCUUCUUAAGGAGCUCAAUGCGGAGCGGUGGUGGUGGGCUCGAGAUUCUGGAAGGGAGUUGGUAACCGAAUUGAUGGAAAGACUGCACUCUGAAGAUCCUCUAUGGCAGGGAUGUCUAGGAUGGGUGAAAAGGCAAAUGUAUACAAAACAUAAAGAUCCACCUAUUCAUCCCCUUACGGUAAUAGCCGAGUAA
Penicillium malachiteum is the source of this 1968-nucleotide messenger RNA. Its product is annotated as ferritin-like domain-containing protein. Bases 1 to 1968 code for a protein of 655 amino acids. The record is from RefSeq and is a predicted model, not a curated record. Gene Ontology annotation, biological process: regulation of transcription by RNA polymerase II. Gene Ontology annotation, molecular function: DNA-binding transcription activator activity, RNA polymerase II-specific. Lineage: Eukaryota; Fungi; Ascomycota; Eurotiomycetes; Eurotiales; Aspergillaceae. The transcript is spliced from 5 exons.